Messenger RNA from Histoplasma mississippiense, 555 nucleotides. RefSeq lists its product with no specific name. The transcript has a single exon. The coding region runs from base 1 to 555 and encodes 184 amino acids. Lineage: Eukaryota; Fungi; Ascomycota; Eurotiomycetes; Onygenales; Ajellomycetaceae. The record is from RefSeq and is a predicted model, not a curated record.
AUGUCGAACCCGUCCAAGGAGCGCAUUAACCCGUUGGAAGUCGAACACGCUGGACACAAACCCGUUGGACGUCAAACCCGUUGGACGUCGAACCCGUCCAAGGAGCGCAUUAACCCGUUGGAAGUCGAACACGCUGGACACAAACCCGUUGAACGUCAAACCCGUUGGACGUCAAACCCGUCCCAGGAGCGCAUUAACCCGUCGGAAGUCGAACACGCUGGACCCAAACGCGUUGGAUGUCGAACCCGUCCAAGGAGCGCAUUAACCCGUUGGAAGUCGAACACGCUGGACACAAACCCGUUGAACGUCAAACCCGUUGGACGUCAAACCCGUCCCAGGAGCGCAUUAACCCGUUGGGAGUUGAACACGCUGGACCCAAACCCGUUGGACGUUAAACCCGUUGGACGUCAAACCCGUUGGACGUCAAACCCGUUGGAUGAGGAAGUCGAACACGCUGGACCCAAACCCGUUGGACGUCAAACCCGUUGGAUGAGGAAGUCGAACACGCUGGACCCAAACCCGUUGGACGUCGAACCCAUCCAAGGAGCGCAUUAA